AUGAGGAUCCGUUUCUAUUUCCUUGGCGCAUUCGUGCUACUCCUUCUAUUCUCUGCUUAUAUGGGACUCUUACCACAUAGCACAUCGAAUACUUUACCGACGAACCUACAACCCAACGAUAAAUUCCUGCACUUCAUAACUUUCUUCCUACUAUCUCUCGUGUUCUACUGGAUACCUGACACAUCCCGCCGAAGAGCUGUACAGGCCAGUCUCUUAGCCUGCACAUUUUGUCUCGGAAUCGGCUCUGAAAUAGUGCAAGGUCUACUCCCCAAUGACCGACUUUUCGAUCCCUUCGAUAUUGUCGCAAAUGUAGUGGGCAGUGUUGGAGCUAUCGGUAUCUGCGGAUGGUACCAUCGGCGCAUGUUGGAGAGACGGCGACAAGCACGUUUCGGUGCCCUGUCGGAUGACAUUGGAGGCGAACCUCAUGACGACGAUAUUGAAUUGGGUCUCAACAGUUUGGAAAGUACCCGUUUGCAUGAGGAUACGGGUCCGCAGGAGACCGGUGUCAUUACAAAUUUAGAGCGUGAAGUUGAUAACUGGGAUGAGAACGCUGUUGAUAACUGGGAUACGGAAGAUGGGUCCGGUCCUGACGAGGAGAAUGGCAAUGCGAAAACGAGGAAUGACUAG
Molecule: messenger RNA, 627 nt
Organism: Talaromyces marneffei
Lineage: Eukaryota; Fungi; Ascomycota; Eurotiomycetes; Eurotiales; Trichocomaceae
Exons: 2
Coding region: 1-627 (208 amino acids)
Source: RefSeq, a predicted model, not a curated record